This is a messenger RNA of Asterias rubens (European starfish), 2373 nucleotides long. RefSeq lists its product as uncharacterized. The record is from RefSeq and is a predicted model, not a curated record. Lineage: Eukaryota; Metazoa; Echinodermata; Asteroidea; Forcipulatida; Asteriidae. The transcript has a single exon. The coding region runs from base 173 to 2071 and encodes 632 amino acids.
UAUACGAAAGGUGCCUUGAAAGGUAAAUGUAUUGGCCUUUGCUUAUGGUGUGUUAUGUUAUCAUGAGCUUUAGGCUGUUAUAAGGUGAAGAAUAAUUUACUAUUGGAUAUUCUGUACUGUGGACAUUUAUGAAAUACAUCAGUUCUUGAUAAGACAUUGGUUCCUACUGACAAUGAUGUUGGCGUUCCACCUAGCAGUGGUGUUGGUGCACACCGCAGCGCUUGCCGCAGCUGCUGGGACUAGUUCUAAUGCCGAAAGCGAGUUGUCCCUCACGGCUGUUUCAGGACUCAAUCCAGAGGAGACGAGUCGAUUUGUUCUGCAGUGUGACGCGACAACAGAAGGCUCCCAAACUGUGGGGAUUAUCAGAGGCAGUCAACAGGUUUCAUGGAACGGCCAGCUGACGUCUGAUUUCGUCAGGUCUGGGACCCCGCAUCGGUUCACUUUGGCACGCUACGUGCCGAGAGAGGGUAAGACGAUAGAUCUUCUCACGAUCGACACCAUAUGCGCAACUGACGAAGGAACUUACACGUGUAACAUAUACGACAAGUCCGAUACAGAUGUCAGUGCUUCGUCGUACGUAGUCGUGAAGUCGAGCAGUGUGGACAUAUCUGUUGGAAGGUAUGAUAGUAGCGACCUUUGUCAGAAGAAUGGUAAAGUAACUGCCCUCAAUGGCGACAAUCCUAACAUGGUUUGUUCGUGGAGAUCCGAAAGAGCCUCUCUCAGCUGGACGGACGGUAGAACUGGUUUGCCCGUUGCUUCUGUGAAGACCGUGGCACAGGGCGUUUCAUCUGCCAAAAUCAACCCAGCAGUCACGGACGUUCUGGAAGGAGCAACAUUCCAGUGUUCGGCAUCUGUUAAUGUAUGCAGCUCUACUGAGGUCCGUACCUGCACUGUUGGACCCAUUACUGUUGCCAACGAACCCAGAAUAAUCGUAUCUUCCGUAAAAACUCAUUUCGAGGCUGGGGAAAUGGCCACGUUCAUCUGCACGAUGGUACCGUCCGUAACGAGCAGUUCCCCGGUGGUGAACUGGCACACCGUCCCCCCACUGGGAGCCAACCGGGCGUAUUUCUCAUCAACGGGUGUGGCACGGAUGCGCUUGAUGCAGAUAUCCGAGGAAGAUGACGGCAUGGUCAUUCAUUGCACAACGUACGGCAGAUACUCCGCAACCGGGGAGUACACGGUAGUCGUAUCGUCGAAUUUCACGGGAACUAAUGCAAUAUUCGAUCCAACAGUGGACACGGUGCAGACAACACCCGGAAGCUUCCCGUGGAAUACAACGACAACACCGGGUGGUUUACCGGAGGAGAAUACAACAUCACCAACGUCCACACAGCCCUUCAUCCUGUUCGGCUCGUACCCGAUUACUAUAGCUAUCAUCAGCGGUGGCUCAGUCUUUGCAGCUCUUCUCCUUGCCCUCGUUGUCUUUUGCUGCUGCCGUGAACGAAGAAGGCACAAGGCGAAGCCAUUGCCACCAAACAAUCGACAACUCCGGCUGUCACCGAGCACCUUCGGGAGCGGCACCCCGGAACACAGCGUCCCAGGCGGGGGGACCGACGGCCAUUACAUGUACGCCACGAUCUUCGAUCCGGACGAGCAAUGGGGAGCGACGCCUGGUUCCACGCCGUCCAGAGCAACGACGGUCAGAGCGGAUGAGGUUGCAGGCUACCAGCAACCGAAGGGCGGGGCAUCGACAUCGACCCCACCCGUGUACUCCCAGGUCGGAGCACCGACCUUCGACUCCACCCCGUUAUACCAGGAGACCAGUUUAACCUCGCCUAACAAUUCGGCCAAGUACUUUGAAAUAUCUCCCCCGGAUGGUAUGGUCGGGAAUGCCCUUUACCAAUCGUCGGGUGAGUAUGUUGAUCCCGAGGUAACGAACCAGGCGACGGUGGACAAGGCACUGCCGUCGAUCAGAGCGGAGAAACGGCAGGCAGCAAAGAGCAGAUACGCCCCCACUAGUCCUAAUUCUUCGGGUUAUCUUGCAAUCGGCGAGGUACCUGACGCAGUUCGCUACGGGAGUUCAAGAGACAUGAAUGCCAAAUCGGCUGUUUAUAUGGAGAUCACCAGUUAAAGUGCCGUGAACUUUUAUUUCCAGCUGAACUACCACUUGAAGCAACAAUGGCGUUUGAACACUUUUGGUAAUUGUCAAAGAACAGUAUUCUCACUUGAUGUAUCCCAACAUGAUGCAUAAAAUAACAGGGGUGGAUUUCACAAAGAGUUAGGACUAGGCUUAGCUGAGUUUGGACCAGUUACUCGUCCUAACUGAGAACUUUCCACGCAAUUUGUAUAUAAUCUCAAAGGACUAGUCCUAAGUUAGGACUUGUCCUAACUUUUUGUGAAAUCAACCCCUGAUCUGUGAAAAUUUGGCCUCAA